This is a messenger RNA of Pseudozyma flocculosa PF-1, 1821 nucleotides long. RefSeq lists its product as uncharacterized. The record is from RefSeq and is a predicted model, not a curated record. Lineage: Eukaryota; Fungi; Basidiomycota; Ustilaginomycetes; Ustilaginales; Ustilaginaceae. Bases 1 to 1821 code for a protein of 606 amino acids. The transcript has 5 exons. Gene Ontology annotation, biological process: transmembrane transport. Gene Ontology annotation, molecular function: transmembrane transporter activity.
AUGGACGAGAAGCACGCCCUCCGCAAGGCAGCAUCACCGCCCUCGGAUGUUGCCGCCACCGCCGCCGACGAUGUCCACUCGCCCACGCACCGCACCACGGCCGACGCCGACGUGCGCGCCGACCACGCCCGCUUUUCCGACGUCGAGAAGCCCAACUCGACGCGCCCCGACGGCAAGGUCGAGCUGACCGAGGACGAGUGCUACGAGCAGCUGGGCUUCUGCUUCCCCUCGUGGAAAAAGUGGACCAUCCUCAGCGUCAUCUUUGCCGUACAGGUCUCGAUGAACUUCAACACCUCGCUCUACUCCAACGCCAUCCCGGGCAUGACGGAAGAGUUUGGCAUCAGCGCACAGGCCGCCCGCUGCGGCGCCAUGGUCUUCCUUGUCACCUACGCCUUUGGGUGCGAGCUCUGGGCCCCCUGGAGCGAGGAGCUCGGCCGCAAACCCAUCCUCCAGGCCAGCCUGCUCCUCGUCAACAUCUGGCAGCUCCCCGUCGCCCUCGCCCCCAACUUUGGCGCAGUCAUGGCCGGACGCGCCCUCGGCGGUCUCUCGUCGGCCGGCGGAUCCGUCACCCUGGGCAUGAUUGCAGACAUGUGGGACGCCGAUCACCAGCAGUACGCCGUCGCCUUUGUCGUCUUUUCCUCGGUGGGCGGAUCGACGCUGGGUCCCAUUGUCGGAGGCUUUGUGGAAAAGUUCCUCGACUGGCGCUGGUGCAUCUGGAUCCAGCUCAUCUUCGGCGGAGCCGUGCAGCUGGCGCACCUCUUCUUUGUCCCCGAGACGCGCACCACCAUCAUGAUGGACCGCAUCGCCAAGCGCAUGCGCAAGACGGGCGAGAACCCCAACAUCUACGGGCCCAACGAGCUCGUGCCCUUCCGCGAACGCUUCUCGGCAAAGGAGGUCCUCGUCACCUGGUCCCGCCCCUUUGUCAUGUUCGUCAAGGAGCCCAUCGUCCUCUCCCUCUCCCUCCUCUCCGGCUUCAGCGAUGCCCUCAUCUUUAUCUCGCUCCAGAGCUUUUCGCUGGUGUACGCGCAGUGGGACUUUGGGCCGAUCGCCAUCGGCCUGGCGUUUGUGCCCAUCCUGAUCGGCUACUUUAUCGCCUACGCCGCCUUCAUCCCUGCGAUCCGGCGAAACAUCAAGGAGCGCCACGCCAAGCCCGACGACGAGCGCGCCCAGUACGAGUCGCGCCUCUGGUUCCUCCUCUGGACGGCGCCGUGCCUGCCCAUCGGCCUGAUUGGCUUCGCGUGGACCUCGGUCGGCCCGCCCGUCCACUGGAUCGGCACCAUGGUCUUUACCGCCCUCAUCGGCAUCGGCAAUUACGCAAUCUACAUGGCCACGAUCGACUACAUGAUCUGCGCCUAUGGCGAGUACGCGGCGAGCGCCACGGGUGGCAACGGGUGGGCGCGCGACUUCCUCGCGGGCGUGCUGACGGUGCCCGCCGUGCCCUUCUACAGCAACAUCGGUGCCUCGUCCGGGCGCAACCUCGAGUACGCAUCGACGAUUCUCUUCUGCAUCAGCGUGCUCCUCGUGCUCGCCGUCUACGUCGUCUACUACUACGGCCCGACGCUGCGCAAACGCUCCCCCUUUGCCCAGCAGCUCAGCGCCGCCCGCAAAGAGGGCCACGCUGGCCACCAGGCUGUUGCUGGCGCGCGGACGGGGACGCGGACGGGGACGGGGCUGGGGUCCAGGCAGAACUCGUACGUCGCCUCGCAGCGCGCCUCGAGCCGCAACGCAUCGAGGAACGCCUCGAGGAACGCCUCGAGGAACAACAGCUUCAGCGGCGCCUCGUCGAGCAACCACAACGCCACGCCCCGCGACAUUGCCUAG